AUUGGCUGAGAGGCCUGAGGCGACAGAUUCCGGAAAGGGGAAGAGCAGCCAACAUGGCGGCCGAGCGCGGCGCGGGCCAGCAACAGUCGCAGGAGAUGAUGGAGGUUGACAGGCGCGUGGAAUCUGAAGAGUCUGGCGAUGAAGAAGGGAAGAGGCAGAGCGGCGGCAUCGUGGCGGACCUCAGCCAGCAGAGCCUGAAGGAUGGAGAGGAGCAGGGGGAAAAGCCAGAAGAAGGACAAGAGCUGCCCGUGGAUAUGGAAACCAUUAGCCUGGACAGAGAUGCAGAGGACGUUGAUCUGAACCACUUCCGCAUUGGGAAAAUCGAGGGGUUUGGGGUGCUGAAGAAAGUAAAGAGUCUCUGCCUUCGUCAAAAUUUAAUUAAAUGCAUUGAAAAUCUGGAGGAGUUACAGAGUCUCCGAGAGCUGGAUCUUUAUGACAACCAAAUCAAGAAGAUUGAGAAUCUGGAGGCGCUGACGCAGCUAGAGGUUCUAGAUAUUUCUUUUAAUCUGCUGAGGAGCAUUGAAGGAGUUGACAAGCUGACACAACUGAAGAAGCUCUUCUUGGUCAACAACAAGAUCAGUAAAAUCGAGAACAUAAGCAGUUUGCACCAGCUGCAGAUGCUGGAGCUGGGCUCCAACCGCAUCCGGGCGAUUGAAAACAUUGACACGUUAACCAGCCUGGAAAGUCUGUUUUUGGGGAAGAACAAGAUCACUAAACUUCAGAACCUGGACGCACUGACCAACCUGACGGUCCUCAGUAUGCAGAGCAACCGGCUGACCAAGAUGGAGGGUCUGCAGAGCCUGGUGAACCUCCGGGAGUUGUACCUGAGCCACAACGGCAUCGAGGUCAUCGAGGGCUUGGAGAACAAUAACAAACUCACGAUGUUGGACAUUGCGUCAAAUAGAAUCAAAAAGAUUGAAAACAUCAGCCAUCUGACAGAGCUUCAGGAAUUCUGGAUGAAUGACAACCUGCUGGAGAGCUGGAGCGACCUGGACGAGCUGAAGGCCGCCAAGGGCCUGGAGACGGUGUACCUGGAGCGCAACCCCCUGCAGAAGGACCCCCAGUACAGGCGGAAGGUCAUGCUGGCCCUGCCCAGCGUGCGGCAGAUCGACGCCACCUUCGUCCGGUUCUGAGUCCCGCGGCUCCUCGCCGGCCCCUCUUCACAAGAGCUUCCCAGCCACGGCUCCAGCCGCCCGUCGCUCCUCAAGCCGUCACUCUCCGCAGUCACAAACCCAAUGGCAAUAAAAAGGCACUGAGUGAUAA
This is a messenger RNA of Suricata suricatta (meerkat), 1263 nucleotides long. It is a transcript of the gene PPP1R7, whose product is annotated as protein phosphatase 1 regulatory subunit 7. The record is from RefSeq and is a predicted model, not a curated record. Gene Ontology annotation, molecular function: protein binding. NCBI's taxonomy places the organism in Eukaryota, Metazoa, Chordata, Mammalia, Carnivora, Herpestidae. The transcript has 10 exons. Bases 54 to 1133 code for a protein of 359 amino acids.